AUGGGACGCUACGCGAUUCUGGUGUCUGGUCCUGCAGGAUCAGGCAAAUCGACCUUCUGCUCAGCCUUGAUAGCCCACGCGCAGUCGUUGGGCCGCAGUGUCCAUCUGUUCAACUUGGAUCCUGCCGCCGAGCGCUUCGAAUAUCAGCCAAGCAUCGACAUCAAAGAGCUGAUCUCGCUUGAGGAUGUGAUGGAAGAAAUGAGCCUUGGUCCCAACGGCGGGCUCAUCUACUGUUUCGAAUACCUCCUCGACAAUCUUGACUGGCUUGACGACGAGCUCGGACAAUUCAAUGACGACUACAUCAUCAUCGACUGUCCUGGCCAGAUCGAGCUCUACACCCACUUCCCUAUCAUGUCGCGGCUGGUCAACAUCCUGCAAGGGCAAUACGGCUUUCGCAUCUGCGCGACCUACCUUCUCGAAUCGCAAUUCAUCGACGACAAGACCAAGUACUUUGCCGGCGUACUCAGCGCCAUGAGCGCAAUGAUUAAUCUCGAGGUACCGCACAUCAACCUGCUCAGCAAGAUGGACUUGGUAGAGAAAGGCGAGAUCGGAUCCGAGGCCAAGAAAGGGCGGAGGAGAGAGAUGGAGCGAUAUCUCGAUCCAGAUCCGCUUCUGUUGAUGGACGAAGUCAACUCGCGGACAAAUCCCAAGUUUCACUCGUUGAAUCAGGCGCUGGUGCAAUUGAUCGACGAUUUCAGCAUGGUGUCUUUCAUGCCUCUCAACAGCACCGACGAAGACUCUGUAGGGACCAUUCUCUCGCACAUUGACAACGCCGUCCAGUACGGUGAAGACGAAGAGCCGAAAGAACCCAAAGACAUGGACGAAGGCGACUUUGCGGAUCAGUGA
Molecule: messenger RNA, 846 nt
Organism: Kalmanozyma brasiliensis GHG001
Lineage: Eukaryota; Fungi; Basidiomycota; Ustilaginomycetes; Ustilaginales
Exons: 3
Coding region: 1-846 (281 amino acids)
Molecular function (GO): GTPase activity
Source: RefSeq, a predicted model, not a curated record